AUGGCAUCAACAUCGUCUCUCGGCAGCGCAUCUCUCAUCCACGCAUCUUCCGCACAAGCUUUCUACACCCACUUCUCCGCCGACACCACCACUCUGCUCGAUCAACUCGGCUCAGUUUCGGAUGGGCAAGGGUUGCAAGGUGCGCUACAAUCGUACGCACGUUUGGGUGCGCAGUUGACCGCAGCGGUGGACAGCGGAGUGUUGCCUGCGCACGAUCAAGCGUUGCAUAGGCGAAGGUUGCGCGAGCUGGCCGUGUUGUUGGAGGACACGAGACCAAGGAUCCUCCUCGACGGUCCACCGGAAGGGCAGGCAGCGGGAGGAAACAAGAAGCGAGGCUUUGCUUUUAAGCGCACACAACAACCAAAGGCUGCAACGCCAGCAGUGGUCGAGACAACACAGUCAAAGCGACAACAACCAACACCCAUACAACCCUCCCCAACAUCGAACCACAUCACCAUUACCGCACUCGACAACACUUGCUACACCUGUUCGGAGCAAAGCGAAAGCAAACCAUUAUCGCUCGACUUGCACCACAUCUCGAACUCGCUCGUAGACCUCCGCUCGUCCACAAGCCAGCACACAGUGCUAUCGGCACAGUUAGGAAGCAUCACCAACUCAAUACUGCUCCUACCACCCAUAGAGGGGAGUUUGAUGAUCCACAACCUCACCAACUCGCUACUGUCGAUCCCCUCGUGCCAUCAGUUUAGAAUGCAUGCUUCCAACACGGUCCUGGUGGAAUUGAGUACCAAGCGGGGCAGUGUGCUGACCUUGGAAGCGUGUAGUGGCGUAAAGUUUCUCCAUACUGGCCCGAUGGCAGGAGCAGAGGCGGAGGGCUUGAGGGUGCAGGAUUUCGAUGAUUUGAUCCAUACUUGCCAGUUGAAGCACCACUUGACCGAGCAGAAGGGCGUGGAGGGAGGGAGAAAGCGCAACUUUCAAGUGGUCAAGGCGGCAGAGGCGGGCAAGGGGAUGGCGGACAAGGUGGAUCACUUGCUCCGUUUGGGCAGUUCCGUCAAACAGUGCUUGGAGAAGAUGAUCGACAUACCCAACACAUAG
Molecule: messenger RNA, 1053 nt
Organism: Ustilago hordei
Lineage: Eukaryota; Fungi; Basidiomycota; Ustilaginomycetes; Ustilaginales; Ustilaginaceae
Exons: 1
Coding region: 1-1053 (350 amino acids)
Biological process (GO): tubulin complex assembly; post-chaperonin tubulin folding pathway
Cellular component (GO): cytoplasm
Source: RefSeq, a predicted model, not a curated record